UCGAUAACAACUUGUAGUCGGUGAAAAAGUUAAUUUCAAAGUUGUCAUUUGUUAAAGUUGGUAAUUAUGUCGCUAUCUCGUUACAAUAAAUUGUUUAAAUUGACUUUUAACCGAACCGCCAUUCAAGCAACUGGAACCGGAGCCAUGACGACACGGAAUAAAUCAAGCAGUGCCCAGGCGGCCACUAAAGGAAGUGGAGAACCCCAUUUCGAGACAUUGGCCAUUACCACACCGGCACCCUUUGUGUUUCAUGUGGAACUGAAUCGACCCACCAAACUAAAUGCCUUUAACAGACAAAUGUGGAUUGAAAUUAAAGAUUGCUUCGAACACUUGGCCAUUAAUCCCGAUUGUCGAUCAAUUGUCAUAUCGGGAUCUGGCAAACAUUUCACUGCUGGCAUUGAUCUCACUUCGAUGAUGAAUCUGGGCCAAGAGCUGGCCGAUGUCGAUGAUUAUGCACGCAAAGGUGUUAUAGUGGAGCGCCUAAUAAAGUUGUAUCAAGACUCGAUAAGUUCAUUGGAACGCUGCCCAAAGCCAGUGAUUGCUGCAGUGCAUCGUGGUUGUAUAGGCGCUGGUGUCGAUCUGAUAACGGCCGCCGAUAUCCGCUACAGCUCCCAAGAUGCCUUCUUUCAGGUAAAAGAGGUUGAUAUUGGUAUGGCUGCUGAUGUUGGGUCAUUGCAACGCUUGCCCAGGGUAAUUGGCAACCAGUCGUUGGUCCGGGAGCUCUGCUACACGGGUCGCCGCUUUGAUGCCGCCGAAGCCGAGCACUGUGGUCUGCUUAGCCGUGUGUUCCCCGACAAGGACUCUAUGAUCACCGCAGCUGUGGCACUUGCCGAAGUUAUAGCCACUAAGAGCCCAAUUGCCAUUCAGACGACCAAGGAGAGUCUGGUCUACUCGCAGGAACACACAAAUCAAGAAGGAUUGGAUCACAUUCGUAUCAUUAACAAACUAAAUCUGCAAUCUGAGGACUUGGCCCAGGCUGUGGCCGCCCAGCUGACCAAGGAUGAAAAGCCGGUCUUUGCCAAACUCUAGAUAAGAUAAUUUUUUUUUUAAUUCUUUUGAAUUUGUUUCUUAAUAUAUUUCUGAUUUAAAUGUGA
Messenger RNA from Drosophila willistoni, 1094 nucleotides. Its product is annotated as delta(3,5)-Delta(2,4)-dienoyl-CoA isomerase, mitochondrial. Gene Ontology annotation, cellular component: mitochondrion. Lineage: Eukaryota; Metazoa; Arthropoda; Insecta; Diptera; Drosophilidae. Gene Ontology annotation, molecular function: delta(3,5)-delta(2,4)-dienoyl-CoA isomerase activity. The transcript is spliced from 4 exons. The record is from RefSeq and is a predicted model, not a curated record. Bases 67 to 1029 code for a protein of 320 amino acids.